AAGAGAAUCCCACUGAAAAAUACCGUUCCCUCCAAAUCUCUACAAACCCUCGUAAAAAUCCCCAAACUCCACAAAAACCCCACGCAACCGCACACACUCAGAGAGCGAGAAGGGGAAAAAAUAAAAUCCAAAGGGCAGUGCUGAAAUCCGUGUAAUGGGGAAAGACGAGGAUGAGAUGAGAGGUGAAAUUGAAGAGAGGCUGAUAAACGAAGAGUACAAGAUUUGGAAGAAGAACACACCUUUUCUUUACGAUCUGGUUAUUACCCACGCGCUUGAAUGGCCUUCACUCACUGUCGAAUGGUUACCGGACCGGGAAGAGCCGCCAGGAAAAGAUUAUUCUGUUCAGAAGAUGAUUUUGGGGACCCACACAUCCGAAAAUGAGCCGAACUAUCUCAUGCUUGCUCAGGUUCAGCUCCCUCUCGAGGAUGCUGAGAAUGAUGCCAGACAUUAUGAUGAUGAUCGGUCUGAAUUUGGCGGAUUUGGUUGCGCCAAUGGCAAGGUACAAAUAAUCCAACAGAUAAAUCAUGACGGAGAGGUUAAUCGGGCUCGAUAUAUGCCCCAAAACUCAUUCAUCAUCGCGACUAAGACAAUUAGUGCUGAAGUUUAUGUUUUUGACUAUAGUAAACAUCCAUCUAAGCCUCCUCUAGAUGGUGCAUGCAAUCCAGAUUUGAGAUUAAGAGGCCACAGCACAGAGGGCUAUGGUUUGUCGUGGAGUCAAUUUAAGCAGGGUCAUUUAUUGAGUGGUUCAGAUGACGCUCAGAUAUGUUUAUGGGACAUCAAUGCCACUCCCAAAAAUAAGGCUCUAGAUGCUAUGCAGAUAUUUAAGAUUCAUGAAGGUGUCGUAGAGGAUGUA
Nicotiana tabacum (common tobacco) is the source of this 853-nucleotide messenger RNA. The record is from RefSeq and is a predicted model, not a curated record. Lineage: Eukaryota; Viridiplantae; Streptophyta; Magnoliopsida; Solanales; Solanaceae.